AGAAGCUGGAAGGAGGGAGGAGAGACAGAGAGAAGGUUUGUGUUUUUCUCUAUCACUGCAGCAUUCUUGCAGAGCAGCCUAAACACGACUCUCAGCAGAUAGACAGAGAGAAGACACUGAAGACACAUUGGAUAGGAGAUAAAGAGAGGAAGACAGAAAUAGAGUGAGAAGAAGAGAGAGAGAGAAAGACAGCACCUCCAGAGUGACAGCGGACAAGGAGACCGAGGGAAAAGAGAGACUGCUGGACGAGACACACAUCGACACGUGUGUCAGUCUGUUUUUGACGCGCACCAGAGGAUUCGAGGGGUUCCUGGUGUGUGUGUGUGUAUGUGUGUUUGAGGGGUUGAGGGUGUGUGCGUGUGGUGUUGAUGGGACAGUAAGAGAUGUGUGUAUCUCAGUAUCAGAGGGGCAGUAGCCCCCCUGCCCUCCUCCUCCUCCCUCUGUUCCUCCUCUCCUCCUCUCAUCUACUCGCUCAUGGAGCCAUCCAGAUCCCCCAAAACUAUAAAGUACAGAACAUGUUACAGCCUCCUACUCUGACAAAGAUGCCUGAGUCCUUAACGGCCUUUUCAUUAGACGAUAUCAUGCUGCUCUGCGAGGCCACUGGCAUCCCCACACCCAGUUUCCGCUGGGUAAAGGAUGGUAAGAAGUUGAACUGGAUGGGACAUAAUGGUUCUGGAAAUUUCACAGCCCAUGGCGACAAGCCGCUCAGCGAUUACCAAGGACACUACCGUUGCUACGCCGACAACACCCUGGGAACAGCCAUGACACACACCGUCAAACUCAUCACUGAAUCGACACCGACCCUCCCUAAGCAGAAGAGAUCACAUAAAACGGCAGAGGAAGGAGCGAGUGUUGUUCUCCACUGCAACCCUCCCAGGAGCUCCACCAUCCCUCACAUACACUGGAUGGACAAGAAACUGCUCCAUAUAGGUCAGAGUGAGCGUGUGACGACAGGUCUGGAUGGGAACUUGUACUUUGCCAAUGUGUUGAAGAACGACAGUCGAGAUGACUACACUUGUAAUGCUCAAUACAUCUCUGCGAGGACCAUCCUGCCUAAAGAACCCAUCUCACUCACUGUCACACCUAGUAAUGACGUGGCUCGUGGCAGGAAGCCCCAGCUGAUGCAACCUCAGGGCCCCCACAGCUCUCACCUGGCCCUCAGGGGCCACAGCCUGGUACUGGAGUGUAUCCCUAAAGGGCUUCCUACUCCUACGGUAUUGUGGAAGCAUAUGGAUGUUAAUCUGUCGGAGACAGGAGCCUGGACAGAUAACCACGGCAGGUGGCUUCGGUUUGACAGCAUAACCCAGAAGGCAGACGGAGAGUAUGAGUGUCUGGCUUCAAACACACAUGGAUCCGUCACACACUCCUACACUGUCACUGUGGAAGCUGAGCCGUACUGGGUGAAGGAGCCCCCGUCACUGUUGUACUCCCCUGGGGAGACAGUGAGGCUAGACUGUCAGGCCGAGGGUAUCCCCACCCCUACUGUCACAUGGAGUAUAAACGGAGAGCCUGUCGCAGAGGUAGACAUUGACCCUAGGCGGCGGGUGACCGGAGGGGUGUUGGUCCUAAAAGAUGUAGUGUUUGGUGAUACGGCGGUGUACCAGUGUGAAGCCACCAACAAACACGGAAAUAUCCUCAAAAAUACAUACAUCUAUGUCAUUGAGCUGCCAGCUCAGAUCCUGUCCUCUGAUGGGGUGGUAUAUCAAGUUACGGAGGGGGGCGUGGCCAGACUGCAUUGUGAGGCCUUCGGGUCACCCCGUCCACAGGUCACAUGGGAGAGUGAGGAUCUCCAGAACACCUUGCUGUCGGACAGUCGUGUGUCUCAGCUGACCAAUGGGACUUUAGAGCUGUUUAAUAGUAGCAGGGAGGACAGUGGAGUCUACACCUGCUCCAUUACACACAACAACACCUCCAUCACCGCUCACCUGGAGGUCCUCAAACGUACGGUGAUGCUGAUCGGUCCCCAGGCUGUACAGGUUACGAGGGGAGGAGACUCCUGGUUGGACUGUCAUUUCACCUUUGACCCCCAUCUGAACCGACCCCAAAUCCUCUGGAGGAAAGACGGACAGAAGAUCAUGGAGUCAUCACUGGGAGACAAGUACACUCUACUUGGGAAUGGAACCCUCAGAGUGACAGACGUUCAAUCAGCAGACGAAGGGCUUUACUCCUGUGAGGUCAUCACAGAUCUGGACAGCGUAUUGGCCAGUGGCUCCAUCACUGUAGUGGCCUGUCCCAGCCCUCCAGUGUUUCUGUCUCUGUCUGAAGAGCAGGACCACAACCUGACUCUCAGCUGGACACCUGGAAACACACACAACUCCCCCACCACAGAGUUUGUGGUGGAGGUAAAGGAGGAGAAACAUCCUGAGGGGAAGUGGGAGUCACACCGUGUGACUGGGGAUGUCAAUCAUCUGGAGUUACACCUCCUCCCGUACUCCACCUACCGCUUCCGGGUCAGCGGGGUCAACAGACUGGGGAGGAGCGACCCGUCAGAAAUCUCUGAGGCCUACAGCACCCCACCCACAGUUCCUGAAAGUUACCCUCUAAAUGUGCGUAGUGAGUCUACAGAACCAGGAACACUGGUCAUCAUGUGGGAGGAGAUUGACCGUCGUUUGUACAACGGGUCGGGGUUCCAGUAUAAGGUGUCAUGGCGACAGGUUCAGGAGCAUCACUGGAGCCAUACCCAUGUUCCACAUCCUCCCUACCUGGUGAACGGAACCAGAGCGUUCUCUAGUUAUGAGAUGAAGGUCCAGGCUGUCAACUCUCUGGGAGAGGGGCCGCAUCCUGUUCCCGUUAUAGGACACUCUGGAGAGGACUACCCGCUGGCCUCUCCAUCUAAAAUCAGUGUGUCAGUAGAUAACAGCUCAGCCAUUGUACGGUGGCAGCCGGUUGACACACACACGGUCCAGGGUCACCUGCUGGGUUAUAAGAUAUAUCUGAAGAGGUUGGGUUCCCAGGGAGGAAGAGAGCAUAGAGUGAUGGUACGCAGAGAGGUGAGAGAGAUUAAGGGAGGAGUGGAGCGAGGGACAGAGAGAAAGGAGGAGAGGUGGGUUGUGGAGGUGGACGGCAACAAGACAAAAGAGGUGGUGACGGGGCUCAAACUCUAUUCCCUGUACGAGCUGUCAAUGACAACCUUCAACAGAAAGGGGGAGGGGCCUCACUCCCCGACACACCCCUUCAGGACACCAGAGGGAGUUCCUGGUCCUCCUGCCUCUCUGGAUUUUGAGAGUCCGUCGGAGACAGAGUUAACCCUUCACUGGAGGCCCCCCACUCAGCCCAACGGACAACUUGUGGGAUAUGUUCUACAGUACCAACAGAUUUCAGACAGCCGAAACAGUCCUCCUCAGGUAGAGGUGAUCUAUGACCCCACGGUGACCCACUUACCGUUGGAAGGUCUGGACCCUCAUAGCCGCUACGUCUUCUACCUGAGGGGACGCACAUCUGCCGGACAGGGACCCCCAAUCACACGGGAGUGUGCCACCCUGCUGGACGGAGUACCUCCCAGUAACAUCAGUACAGUGGUAGGAGAAAGGUCAGUCAACCUGAGCUGGGUCCCUGGAGACAGAUAUAGGAACCACAGCUUCCACAUCAAAUACCUCAGCAAGACUGUUGGGGGUAAGUGGGAGGAGUCAGAACAGGUUAACACGUUGCAGGCAUUCUAUUCGCUUACGGGUCUUCAGCCUGGAACACAGUACCGCCUCCUCAUCACCCAUGGCAACUACACACACUGGGAGGACGAGAUACAGACCACCGGUCCAGAGCUGCGUGGUGUGGAAGGGGAUUUUGCUACUCAAGGCUGGUUCAUAGGGCUGAUCAGUGCUGUAGUGUUGCUGUUGUUGCUGCUUCUGGUUCUCUGUUUCAUCAAGAGGAGUAAAGGGGGCAAGUACGCAGUGAAAGACAAGGAAGAGAGUCAGAUGGACUCCGAGGCUCGGCCAAUCAAAGACGAGACGUUUGGAGAGUACAGUGAUGGUGAUGAGAAGCGGUCAGUCAGUCAGCCAUCUCUGUGUGUGGAGAGUAAACUGGGGAGUGACGACUCCCUUGCCGAAUACGGAGACAGUGUCGACAUCCAGUUCAACGAGGACGGCUCUUUCAUUGGUCAAUACAGUGGCCGAGGGCCCGCCCCUACAGGAAAUGAGAGCUCUGGCCCCGCCUCCCCUGUCAAUCUAGACCCACCUCCGCCUCCGAUAGGCCCCUCCUUCGCCGGAAUACUGGACAGGACCAGUUAAAUAGAACAGACACACACACCAUCAGACUGCCUGCAUGAAGACCUCUCAUUCCUGACACCACUGCCAUCAGACUGCCUGCAUGAAGACACAUCAUUCCUGACACCACUGCCAUCAGACUGCCUGCAUGAAGACACAUCAUUCCUGACAUCACUGCCUGCCUGCCUGCUAGACAUACACAAGUCCAGUACAUUCCAUGGGGGUACAGAGAAGUCAUUUACAGAUCAGCUUGCCUUCUCUACUCAACGUUUACACACACGGUAAUACACACAGGGUAGUACACACAUCUGGUAACACACAGUAAAACACACACUCAGAAUGCAGCAGCCACUACUCCAAAACCCUUUGGCGCAGUGUACCAUAGCGCACUUCGCUUUAUCACAGGUAACAGGUUUAAUCCUCACCACUGCGUCCUUUAUCAGAAGGUCUGCUGAACCUCAAUAAAACCUCAUAGAACACUUCUUUACUCCCUUUUUGUUGAUAAAGCAUCCAACACUUCUCUUAAAAUUUAAAAUGCAAUGCACCAAACCCGCUCACAGGGCUGGUCAACUCUUAAGGUCCCUCGUGUCUCUACCAACCAAUCAGCUUUUAGUUUCAACACCCCCCCCCCCAUCUUGAAUCACUGGUGCCAAUAGGGCAGUUAAGGAUCCUGAUGAAACUCACUGAUGUGUGUGAGUGUUCUUUAGAAUGCUGAUGGAACUCACUGAUGUGUGUGAGUGUUCUUUAGAAUGCUGAUGGAACUCACUGAUGUGUGUGAGUGUUCUUUAGAAUGCUGAUGGAACUCACUGAUGUGUGUGAGUGUUCUUUAGAAUGCUGAUGGAACUCACUGAUGUGUGUGAGUGUUCUUUGGAAUGCUGAUGGAGCUCACUGAUGUGUGUGAGUGUUCUUUGGAAUGCUGAUGGAACUCACUGAUGUGUGUGAGUGUUCUUUAGAAUGCUGAUGGAACUCACUGAUGUGUGUGAGUGUUCUUUAGAAUGCUGAUGGAACUCACUGAUGUGUGUGAGUGUUCUUUAGAAUGCUGAUGGAACUCACUGAUGUGUGUGAGUGUUCUUUAGAAUGCUGAUGGAACUCACUGAUGUGUGUGAGUGUUCUUUAGAAUGCUGAUGGAACUCACUGAUGUGUGUGAGUGUUCUUUAGAAUGCUGAUGGAACUCACUGAUGUGUGUGAGUGUUCUUUAGAAUGCUGAUGGAACUCACUGAUGUGUGUGAGUGUUCUUUAGAAUGCUGAUGGAACUCACUGAUGUGUGUGAGUGUUCUUUGGAAUGCUGAUAGAGCUCACUGAUGUGUGUGAGUGUUCUUUAGAAUGCUGAUAGAACUCACUGAUGUGUGUGAGUGUUCUUUAGAAUGCUGAUGGAACUCACUGAUGUGUGUGAGUGUUCUUUAGAAUGCUGAUGGAACUCACUGAUGUGUGUGAGUGUUCUUUAGAAUGCUGAUGGAACUCACUGAUGUGUGUGAGUGUUCUUUAGAAUGCUGAUGGAACUCACUGAUGUUUGUGAGUGUUCUUUAGAAUGCUGAUGGAACUCACUGAUGUGUGUGAGUGUUCUUUAGAAUGCUGAUGGAACUCACUGAUGUGUGUGAGUGUUCUUUGGAAUGCUGAUGGAACUCACUGAUGAGUGUUCUGGUUGACUGUAAUAAUGUAUUUGUGUUGUAGUAAUGUAGUGUUUCUGUAACUGCUGCUUUUUGCUGUUUUAUUAAAUGAUCAUAUUGAAUAGUUUGUUAUCAGGGCACCACUGAGACGCUGAUUUAAAUUGGGCUUCCCUGAACACAUACAAAUUGAAUAAAAAACACACACCUAAGAGCCCGACCAAACCCUGACACUCUUAGUCCAACCAUCCGUCCUUCUCUCCAUCUCUCCAUCUCCUCAUCCCUCCUCUUCUCUCCAUCUCUGCCUCUCCUCCCCUGAGAGAGAAGGGGUAGGAGAGGAGAUGGAGAGAAGAGAAACCUUAUCCUUACCCUAACCCUCAUACUAACCCUAACCUUUAAACCCUAAUUCUAACUUGUAAUUGUAGCCCUAAAACUUAAAAUAGCCUUUUUCCUUGUGGGGACCAGCAAAAUGUUCCCACUUGUCUGAAUGUUCCUUGUUUUACUUAUGGUACCCCCAAUGAUAGUAAAAACACACACACACACACUCUCUUCUGUUUCUCUCUCUUUCUCUUCUCCCGCCCCUAUGGAAUCCAUGGACUAGUCAAGCUCUGUAGCAAACUUCUACUACUGGGCUGAAGGAGGAGGGGGCAAUGGAGGAAGGAAGAACAGAGGAGGGAGAGGGAGGUAGAGAGAUGGAGAGAAGAGGGAGGAGAGAAUCAGAAGUAUCAUUCUCUGAAUGUAAAUAGAAGCUGAAGAUUGUUAUCUAUCUGAUCAUUAUUUGAUCAUUUCAAUUGAUCCUUUUUCAAAGUGAUUAGUUUAAUGUAACUUGGUUUUGUAGCUCCCACUGCUCUCUUCAGUUAGACUGCUGUUCCUGUGUGUCAUCAUAUCUACGAUAAUAAUCAUCCCAACCUGGAUGGUUUCACUCUUUCUUUAUUGGCUUGUCGUCCAGACGCUUGUGUUUAGAUCGUAGAAAAUCUUUCAACUUGUGUUUCUGUAUGUUAGAUAAACAGCAGCUAUAGAUUAUUGAUAAGAAAUGUCAUCUGUAACAAUUUAUUAGUCAACAUUGAUAAGAAAUGUCAUCUGUAGAACUAUUUAUUAGUUAACAUUGAUAAGAAAUGUCAUAUGUAACAAUUCAUUAGUUAACAUUGAUAAGAAAUGUCAUAUCUGUAACAAUUUAUUAGUUAACAUUGAUAAGACAUGUCAUCUGUAACAAUUUAUUAGUUAACAUUGAUAAGAAAUGUCAUCUGUAACAAUUUAUUAGUUAACAUUGAUAAGAAAUGUCAUAUCUCUAAAACAAAAAGGGCAAACCAAAGUUCAGUCAACGUUAAAAGAACAUGACAUCAUCAUUACAUCAUCGCCAGGAGUAGAAGCUCAACGCAUCACGUCUUUUGAAAAGUGGGCAGGGCAAAGAGGAACAGGAGAGAAGCCUGUUUGGCCCAGAGCACAGAGGCCAGUUUGGGGUGUUGUUCCCGGUAUAGCAGUGUCCCUGGGCAUCUCCGAAGAUUGAUAUGUCAUAUUAAUGUGGUUGAACACUUUUAAUGGCAUUGUGAGCAGAGAGACUGCAAUAUAGACAAACUGGAAUGAACCCAAUACGCUCUACAGACUCCUCUCUGGUCUUGUCCAGCCUCUGCUCUAUGCUAGUCGGUACUAGGAAAGUUAGACAUUUCCGACUUGCUAAGUUGUUGAAUAUGGCAAGUACAACAAUUAGCAUGCAAGAGAUUUUGGAGUUUCCUAGUUCCGACUAAGAGGUUAAUGUGUCAUAUCUGUCAGGCUGUCUGGGUCAAUUCAGUUUCCUCUUAGAAGUCUGUCUGUCUGUCUGUCUGUCAGGCUGUCUGGGUCAAUUCAGUUUCCUCUUAGAAAUCAAUUGGAAAUGAACCUGUCUGCCUGUCUGCCUGUCUGCCUGUCUGCCUGUCUGUCUGUCUGUCUGUCUGUCUGUCUGUCUGUCUGUCUGUCUGUCGCAGCCUUCUUUUACAACUAUAAACACAGAGAAAAACAACAAAAACUACAAAAGGGAAAUCUUUAAAUAUGAAUAUUUUACAAUAACCAAUAAGUAUAUGACUAAUAUUAAUAAUAAUAUCAACAUUAAUAUUAAUACUGACGUCUAGGUACUGGGGGAGGAAGGGAGGGAUGAACACAGAGGGGAGGGUUAAACAACUGAUAUUGUACCUGCUUGUUGUGUAUCUUAUUAAUUAACCCCACAGCUAAUAAUAAACUGGGACUAUGCAU
Messenger RNA from Oncorhynchus masou masou (cherry salmon), 8029 nucleotides. RefSeq names its product neural cell adhesion molecule L1.1-like. The transcript has 28 exons. Bases 384 to 4223 code for a protein of 1279 amino acids. Gene Ontology annotation, molecular function: protein binding. NCBI's taxonomy places the organism in Eukaryota, Metazoa, Chordata, Actinopteri, Salmoniformes, Salmonidae. Gene Ontology annotation, biological process: cell-cell adhesion; axon guidance; neuron migration. Gene Ontology annotation, cellular component: axonal growth cone; cell surface; plasma membrane. The record is from RefSeq and is a predicted model, not a curated record.